Mytilus trossulus (common blue mussel) is the source of this 655-nucleotide messenger RNA. RefSeq lists its product as uncharacterized. The record is from RefSeq and is a predicted model, not a curated record. Gene Ontology annotation, cellular component: membrane. NCBI's taxonomy places the organism in Eukaryota, Metazoa, Mollusca, Bivalvia, Mytilida, Mytilidae. Bases 88 to 591 code for a protein of 167 amino acids. The transcript is spliced from 3 exons.
CUGUUUAUUGUAGCAGCAAGCGCAGUAUAAAUGUGUGCCUGCUUAUUUUAAUUGUAACAUUUCGACAAAGAAAACACAGAAAUCAAGAUGGGGAUAUUCGGUGAUGCUAAACCUACUACUAUAGCUGGCUUCAUAGUUGCCAUUGUUUCGUUUGUGUUGCAACUUACCAGUUUUGCCACCCCGUAUUGGAUGCAUAUCAAAAUGGGAAAUGUAGAUUCUCAUUUUGGUUUGUGGCAAAUGUGUCUUCCAACAAUAUCCGGAACAACGGAAUGUUCACAAAUUGAAUGUGAAAAAUUUGGUUGUCCCAGUUUUAAAGGAACCCAGGCGCUAGAAACUUUAGCAUUCAUCAUCUUGUUGGCUGCUGUUGUCCUUGUAGCAGUUCAGUUAUUUAUGAUGAAGGAUAAAGAUAUACUGAAGAAGGCAGGAGCAGUUUGUUGUAUUGUAGCAGGUGUUUUUGCCCUUAUUGGAGUUAUAGUGUAUGCUACUCAAAACGGUGUAAAGACCAGUAAUCUUCAUUUCUCGUUUGCGUUCUGUAUUAUUGCUGCAAUUGGUGGCAUUGUUUCCGGUGUUUUAUUAAUAAUGGGAGGAUAACAAGAUAUUGCAUUACAGCGAUAUUUAUAGACUGAAAGUGUUAUCAGGGCAAAUGAGCAGUAAA